Molecule: messenger RNA, 1644 nt
Organism: Helobdella robusta
Lineage: Eukaryota; Metazoa; Annelida; Clitellata; Rhynchobdellida; Glossiphoniidae
Exons: 1
Coding region: 1-1644 (547 amino acids)
Biological process (GO): regulation of alternative mRNA splicing, via spliceosome
Cellular component (GO): nucleus
Molecular function (GO): mRNA binding
Source: RefSeq, a predicted model, not a curated record
AUGGACAAAGGAGAAAAUCAAAUUUUUCGCACGUUGUCGGUGGGUCUGUUCAGUCCGAGGCUGGACGAUGAAAGCGUCAAAGCGAUCAUUUACAAAGAGUUCCGGAAAUUCGGCGAGUACAUGAUAUGCGUCAUGAAGAACCCCAUCGGAUUGAAAUUCGCCCACACCCAGUUCAGAUACUACGAGGACGCCAUGAACGUCAGGCUGGCCUACAAGAACAAAGACUUAGAUUUCGAACCUGGCAUCUGCGUGGACAUCGUCAACGACGAGUAUACCAGAGAAAAAAAGUUGUACCCACCGCCGGGAAUCAGAUCUUCGCCGCCUAUCAUUCCCGGAAAGAUGGAUUAUAGACACAAAGAUUUUCCAUUAAAUCCCGACAUGCCAACAAUGAAAAAUUCAUACAGAAAUGACAAGCAUUUUCAUUUUCAUGAUGAUUCAGAUGAGAAGAAUGCUACAAGAACCUUGUUCAUAGGCAACUUGGAUUACGAGAUAACUGCAGAAGAGUUGGCCACUAUAUUUGGCAGGUAUGGCAUAGUUGAGGACAUUGAUAUUAAACGGUCGACACUGCAAAUGCACAGCAGCGUGUAUGCCUUCAUUAGAUUUGUGAAUUUAGAAAUGGCAAGAAGAGCCAAAGCAGAAAUGUCGGGGCAAUAUAUCAGAAAAUUUCAGUGUCGCAUAGGGUACGGCAAACAUGUUCCUUCAAAUUGCUUGUGGGUUGGAGGUCUUGGUCCCCAGACUACAAGAGAAGAUCUUGACAAAUGUUUUGGCAGUUUCAAUCCGCUGAAGGUUGAAUGGUCACCAGGGAGGUAUUAUGCAUAUAUAAUCUUUGGAUCUCUUGAGCAGGCCACAUCUGUGCUGAACACCUUGCAGGGCCACGAGAUCAACCCUGGCUGUUUCAUUAGGUUGGACUACUCAGAUGAAAACCACAUAACAAUGUUGAUGAGUUCACAGAACUUGGCAAAGUCUCAAGAUGAUAAAGGUAAUGUUUCACCUGCCCAUAUAGUUAAUUCCACAGCUUCAUCAAUGCCGAAUGCUGUCAACAGUUCUAAUUUAAUAACAAUAAAAGCUCCGAACAAAGUAUUUGACGUCAUUCCUCAAAAUUUGAAAAUUAUUUUAUCGGAGGUUGAUAAUUUGAAGAGCCUAGCAAAGAACCUUCAAGUCAUCUGGGAAGGGAACCUCGCUGCGAAACUGUCCACCUUCCCCAUAAAAAUCCACAUGCAGUGCGGUCAUGUGAAGUUGAUCGAUGACCUCUUGAAGGGACUGACUACCCUCAAGUUUAACAAACUCUUACAAAUCGACAGCCCCACCUUCCCAAGUGUGAUAAACUUCAUCAACAGUGACGAUUCAGAAUGCAGUUUACUUUUUGCGGUCUCAUCUGAAGAAACAAAACCAGAAAACAGCGAGAACAUCAAACCAUUCAAAUCACUGCUGGCCUAUUUGAAGAAAAAACAAUCAGUCGGUGUCACUUUACUGCCAGAUAACUCAUCUCCAGACAAAAUAAAAGGAGUGAUACAUUGGUUUGCACCUGAACUCCACACGAAGGACUUGAUUCAAGUUCUAUGCCCUAAAAUUUCAGAAGACUCAUUACUAAAACAAGAAUAUUUAUUUGCUGUGCUAAGCUCUGUGACAAUUCAACAAUCAUAA